Molecule: messenger RNA, 1089 nt
Organism: Vombatus ursinus (common wombat)
Lineage: Eukaryota; Metazoa; Chordata; Mammalia; Diprotodontia; Vombatidae
Gene: VTI1A
Product: vesicle transport through interaction with t-SNAREs 1A
Exons: 9
Coding region: 96-770 (224 amino acids)
Biological process (GO): Golgi to vacuole transport; retrograde transport, endosome to Golgi; vesicle fusion with Golgi apparatus
Cellular component (GO): ER to Golgi transport vesicle membrane; endoplasmic reticulum membrane; late endosome membrane
Molecular function (GO): SNARE binding; SNAP receptor activity
Source: RefSeq, a predicted model, not a curated record
GUCCUGGGUUCUCGCCGCCGCCGCCGGAGUUUCGGCGUUUCGAAGCCGCUGCCCCCUACCAGCUCCAGGCCGAGCCCCCGACCCUCACAGCCGCCAUGUCGUCAGACUUCGAAGGCUACGAGCAGGACUUCGCGGUGCUGACCUCAGAGAUAACCAGCAAGAUUGGGAGGGUCCCCAAACUCUCUCCAGAUGAGAAGAAGCAGAUGGUCGCUAAUGUGGAGAAACAGCUAGAAGAAGCAAAAGAACUGCUUGAACAGAUGGAUCUAGAAGUCCGAGAGAUCCCUUCACAGAGCAGAGGAAUGUAUACCAGCAGAAUGAGGAGCUACAAGCAAGAAAUGGGAAAACUUGAAACAGAUUUUAAAAGGUCACGGAUCGCCUACAGUGACGAAGUACGGAAUGAGCUCCUAGGGGAUGAUGGGAAUUCCUCCGAGAACCAGUUGAUAAAAUUACGUGAAGAGAGGGCACAUCUGCUCGAUAACACAGAGAGGCUGGAAAGGUCAUCUCGGAGACUAGAGGCUGGAUACCAAAUAGCAGUGGAAACCGAGCAAAUUGGCCAGGAGAUGUUGGAAAACCUCAGUCAUGACAGGGAGAAGAUACAACGUGCUCGGGAAAGGCUUCGAGAAACAGAUGCUAACUUGGGGAAAAGUUCUCGGAUCUUGACAGGAAUGUUGCGAAGGAUCAUCCAAAACCGUAUUUUGGUGGUUAUCCUGGCAAUCAUCGUGGUCAUCACCAUCCUGACGGCUAUUUUUAUUUCUGUCAAAGGACACUGAUGUAUCUGCUCUUCCCUGAUAUACAGCACCACACGCCUUGUUCUGAGUAAUUAAGACAAAGUGGUCACAUGAAUCAUCCCUUUGCACUGACAGGCCCGAGUGCCCCCUUCUCCUCCCCCACUCUUGCCACUGUUCAACUUUGGUGCAAGGAGUGUAAAUGAUGUUUUCUAUUCUUGAUUGCAUGUGGGGUGAUUUCCCCUCCUGCUGAUGUCUUCACAGAGAUAUUUUUUGGGAAAAAAUUUCACUGAGUGAUCAGAAUAGUAUUUGUUAAAUUCUUUCUCCAGUCUAUGAAAAUAGAAAGGGCCAGGUUGUUGGGUGU